Molecule: messenger RNA, 3332 nt
Organism: Budorcas taxicolor (takin)
Lineage: Eukaryota; Metazoa; Chordata; Mammalia; Artiodactyla; Bovidae
Gene: ALKBH5
Product: alkB homolog 5, RNA demethylase
Exons: 4
Coding region: 703-1887 (394 amino acids)
Biological process (GO): mRNA export from nucleus; mRNA processing
Cellular component (GO): nucleus
Molecular function (GO): oxidative RNA demethylase activity
Source: RefSeq, a predicted model, not a curated record
GGUUCCCCGGUGAUUGCGCGCUGGGGGCUGAGGCGAUUUUGGUCGUUCGGACGAUGCCGUGACGCAGCGUGGCGACAGCGUUGGUGGCGUGAGCGCAUUCCUGUGGAGGGAGCUCUUCGGCCGCGUGGGUGGCGCGGCAAGGAGGCAGGCUGCUGUUUGGGGCGUUCGCGGACCCCUUCAGUGGGUGGGGGAGGGGCGGCGGGCGGCGAGCGGCUUUCGUCUGCGCGUGCGCCUACCUCUCCGCUGACCCGGCCGCACGCACGCGCAUGCUCUGUGCGCGCGGAGCCGCGGUGGCCGGCUGUACUGCGCGUGCGCUCGGAGCAGCCCGCUGAGGAGCGGCGCUGGAGGACGUCGGGCGGGCGGCCGUGACGUCGUGAGGAGCGCUUUAAAGUGCGGGCCGGGCCGGGCGUCUGAGGGUCCGGCCGGGAGUCGGGCCGAGCCUCCGUGGCCGCCCUGCGCGGCAUGAGGCCCUGCCGGCGCUCCUGCCCCCCCGGACGCGGAGGAGGAGGGAGUCCCGUCGCCCCCGCCGCCGCAUGACCCGCAGCCCGUGAGGCCACCCCUCGACGCCCCAGCCGGGCCGCGCGGCCUCGCUCGAGGGCUUGGCGCUGAGGGCCCCUGCGGCCAGGGGCCCGGGCGCGUCCCCCAGAGCCAUGCCCGGCCGCCCCGCCCGCAGCGGAGGGCCCUAGAGCAGCGGCGCGGGCCAUGGCGGCCGCCAGCGGCUACACGGACCUGCGGGAGAAGCUCAAGUCCAUGACGUCCCGGGACAACUACAAGGCGGGCAGUCGGGAGGCCGCGGCGGCCGCCGCCGCCGCCGUGGCUGCUGCCGCCGCCGCCGCUGCCGCGGCCGAGCCCUACGCGGCGUCCGGAGCCAAGCGCAAGUACCCGGAGGACUCGGACCCCGAGCGCAGCGACUUCGAGGAGCAGCAGCUGCAGAAGGAGGAGGAGGCACGCAAGGUGAAGAGCGGCAUCCGUCAGAUGCGCCUGUUCAGCCAGGACGAGUGCGCCAAGAUCGAGGCCCGCAUCGAUGAGGUGGUGUCCCGCGCCGAGAAGGGCCUGUACAACGAGCACACGGUGGACCGGGCCCCGCUGCGCAACAAGUACUUCUUCGGCGAGGGCUACACGUACGGCGCGCAGCUGCAGAAGCGCGGGCCUGGCCAGGAGCGCCUCUACCCGCCCGGCGACGUGGACGAGAUCCCCGAGUGGGUGCACCAGCUGGUCAUCCAGAAGCUGGUAGAGCACCGCGUCAUCCCCGAGGGCUUCGUCAACAGCGCCGUCAUCAACGACUACCAGCCCGGCGGUUGCAUCGUGUCCCACGUGGACCCCAUCCACAUCUUCGAGCGCCCCAUCGUGUCCGUGUCCUUCUUCAGCGACUCUGCGCUCUGCUUUGGCUGCAAGUUCCAGUUCAAGCCUAUCCGGGUGUCGGAGCCCGUGCUUUCCCUGCCGGUGCGCAGGGGGAGCGUGACUGUGCUCAGUGGAUACGCUGCUGAUGAAAUCACCCACUGCAUCCGGCCUCAGGACAUCAAGGAGCGCAGAGCGGUCAUCAUCCUCAGGAAGACGAGAUUAGAUGCACCCCGAUUGGAAACCAAGUCCCUGAGCAGCUCCGUGCUGCCGCCCAGCUAUGCCUCAGAUCGUCUGUCGGGAAACAACAGGGACCCUGCUCUGAAACCCAAGCGGUCCCACCGCAAGGCAGACCCCGAUGCUGCCCACAGGCCUCGCAUUCUGGAGAUGGACAAGGAGGAGAACCGGCGGUCUGUGCUGUUGCCCGCACACCGGCGGGCGGGCCGCUUCAGCUCCGAGAACUACCGGCGCAAGUCCUACGAGCCUGGGGAGGACUGCUCGGAGGCGGCGGGCAGCCCCGCCCGCAAGGUGAAGAUGCGGCGGCACUAAGGCAGCGCCUCCGGACUCGCGUGAUCCUCACUAGCUGCCCCUCCUUUUGUUCUGUUUUGAGGGUUCCCCCCCUUUUUUUUUUGAUUCUAUUUUUUUCUCCUUGGUUUGUUGCCUGUUAAGGCUGAAGAACGGGAUUGGCCAGGACCUGGUUCUCUUGUUCUGGGUUUCCUCCUGGAUGGAAAGGCUGUUGGCAUCUGUAGGCACAGAAGCGCACACUGGAGGGGCCAGUAGAGGCGUGGAGGGCUGUGUCAGGCUGGGUUAUUUAAAAACAGUGAAAUGUUUUGGUUAAGAAAAUUCUUGUUUUGCUUUAAAUGUAAAUCUUCUCAGUGUUGUAAAUGAAGUUCUGUCUCCUCCCUCUCCUCCCACCUAUGUCUGCACUGGGGUGAGGUCCUGCUGGCUUUGCAGGGGGCCUGCUGCCUUCCUACCGCUCACCUGCUCUCCAGGCCCAGCAGCUCAAGUGGAUACCCCUCCUGCCGCUGUUGGGGAGAUGACAAGCAGAAGCCUGGAUGGUGUCAGCCCCUGCUGCCUGUAGAGCUGUUACUGGCUGAGACCUCGGGCUUCUUGCACGCCCUCUGGCCUGCUCUGCCCACGGGUCCCCGGCUGCCAAGGAACCGGCUGCAGUGGUCCUGACCUCUUGCUGGGAGCCCGCCUCUUUGCUGGUCGCUCCUUUCAAGCAUAUGCUUGCGAUUGUACGGAAUAGUUUUAGACUUGCUAUGUUGGGCAGUUUUAGGAGUUGUUUCUAGCUGGAGGGACUGGUGUCCUUCCAGGUCUAGCGUUUGGGGUAUGGAAAAUUGUGGUGGUGUGUGGUAGGGUUUUGUUUUCUUGUGUUCUGAGUUUUCAUUUUUUUCCUUUGGCCUCCUGGCUUUUUCCUUUCCUUUUCUUUUCUCGUCCAUCGACCAGCAUGGGCCUUCUCCCUGUGUCAUCCCCCUAGGAAGGGCCCUCCUGCAGCAUGCGUCCAGGGCCAGAGGUUGGGCCUACAGAUGGGGUGGGAACCUCCUCCACCUCGGGCAUCAGACCUGGGAAAGGGGCUUUUAAAAAAUAACAAAAGGGGAAAAAAGUGAAGUUUUUGGCAGUUUCCACCCACUCAUCCUUGAGGGCUGCAAGGUUUUGCUGAUCGUGGUUCCUUAGGAAUGUCUCCUUGCCAGCAGGCCUAAGACCCAGGCCCACUGAGAGCAGAGCCCUUCCCAGUCCCCAGGCUGCCCUGUGCAGGGGCUGGUCCAAAAGGAGGCUGCAGAGAGCUGGGCAGCCACCAUCAAGAAGCCCCUUUUGGGGCCAGAACUCCUUUGCCAGCGUGGAUUCCUCAAGUUGGGACUUCGUAACUAAAGCAGUUGCAGUUGUAUUUUUUUUACAGCUUUUUUCCCAAAAAUGAUUUGUAGUUGUGUGUGCAGCACUUUGCCCUGAUAUGUGUGCUCUACAAUAAAAACCAAAUCUAAUAUAUUUUGAAA